AUGGUUCGAUUGCGAUCUGGUCUGGCUACUGGCGAGGGCGAAAGGUUGCAGGCUUCUGAUGCAGGGACUUCAACUGGGCAACCCCCCGUCGUCCCAAAUGAUCAGGAACGCGUCGCAGCGUUGGAACAACUGGUGAACCAGUUAGUCCAGCAAAAUGCGAUGAUUCUGCAACGCUUAGCCGCCCCCAACGAGGAGAGAAACAGUGAAGUACCCAACGAUGACUCCCGUAGGGUUAACAACGAUGUUGAUUGUGUUGGAGAUAAGACUAAGGACGCCACUCAGUUCGAUCUAGAGUUACAGGAUCUGAAAACCAAGGUUGACGAUGUCAUGCAAGCGAUGAAAGGGAAGGGCCAGGCUGCAGUGAACGAUAUGGUACAAAAGACUAACCUAGCUUUUAGCCCAGCUGUUAUGAGUUGUCCUCUACCUAGCAAAUUCAAGAUGCCAACUCUUGAGAGCUUCGAUGGGACGCGGGACCCUCUCGACCAUUUGGAGACCUACAAAGCUCUUAUGUAUUUGCAAGCCGUACUGGACGAGAUUAUGUGCAGGGCUUUCCCUACCACACUCAAGGGUUGGGCUCGUCUCUGGUUCAAUAAAUUUAAGCCAGGCUCUAUUGAAAACUUUGAAGAGUUGAGCAAACAAUUCAUAGGACACUUCAUCACUGGGCAGAAGCACAGGAGACCAGCAACACAUUUACUUAAUGUGAAGCAGCAGAAGGGAGAGUCCCUUCGUGAUUACAUAAGUCGUUUUAACACUGAAAUGCUGCAAGUUGAAGAGGUGGACGACAAGGUUGCCCUCACAGCCUUUAUGGGAGGACUACAGACUUCUAAGUUCCUAUUUUCCUUAUCAAAGGAAGCCCCUACAAGCAUGACAGAGUUGAUGGUUAGAGCGCGGAAGUACAUGAACGCUGACGAUGCUAUGAAUGCACGAAAAAACAAAGAUGGUGAAGAUAAGAGGUCGGAUAAGAAGAGGCCAGCACCUAACACUAGGGAGGAAAAGGAAUCGAAGUACAAGAAAUUUUCAAACAACCAGGCUGACAGAUCGUCUAGCCGCCCAAUUCAAGAUGACACAUCAUUGAAAUGGCCGCCAAAGCUAAAAGCUGAUCCAACAAAGAGGUCUCUAGGUAAAUACUGUAGGUUUCACCGGGACCAUGGACAUAACACAGAAGAUUGUUUCGACCUCAAAAACCAGAUCGAGAACCUUGUUCGUAAAGGUCAUUUACGCAAAUUCACAACUAGAAAUGAAAAAGGAGGCUCCAACCCAGCCCGGGAGGGCCGAGAUGAUCGCCCUCCUCAACACCAACCAAUGGGUGAGAUCAAAGUUAUAUCGGGUGGCUUUGCUAGUGGUAGUGAGACAAGUUUGGCUCGGAGGGCUCAUGCUAGGAGAAUUCGGAGUUUUUCAGAGGUGAAUGAAGUUGGAAUGACAAGUCCUCCAACAAAAUUACCUCAAGUUGAAGAGCCGGUCAUAACCUUUUCUGAAGAAGAUGACAAGGGAAUUCACCAGCCCCAUGAUGACCUUCUGGUAGUUUCCAUGGUCAUUGCUAAUUUCACUAUUCGAUGA
Messenger RNA from Cornus florida, 1557 nucleotides. RefSeq lists its product as uncharacterized. The record is from RefSeq and is a predicted model, not a curated record. Bases 1 to 1557 code for a protein of 518 amino acids. Lineage: Eukaryota; Viridiplantae; Streptophyta; Magnoliopsida; Cornales; Cornaceae. The transcript is spliced from 3 exons.